CCUUGAUUCAAAUACCAGGAACAACUCAGCCAGCACAAAGCGAAGCUUCAGGGGCACACACACACACAAAAAAAUCCCCACCUCAACACGCCCAUCAGCCAGAAAAAAAAAAAAGUUCAUCAACAUGAGAAAAGAGGAGAAGAAACCUCAGAACAACACGUCCCUUAAAAACCAGAACCAGGCAGGGAAGGCACCUGAAGGGGAGAAAAGCACCGAUCCAGCCAAGCAGCAGGAGCCAGCAAUGAAGAAGAAAGCCAAGGGGGAUCCCAAAACGGGCCAGGAGGAGGAAUCCCACACUUGUUGUGGCUGCCGUUUCCCGCUGCUGGUUGCUUUGUUGCAGCUGGUGUUAGGCAUCUCUAUAACAGUGCUGGGCUUCAUUAUGGCAGGCAUCAGCUCUUCUUUACUAGUCAGAGACACUCCAUAUUGGGCUGGGAUAAUUGUCUGUGUGGUGGCCUUAGUGGGAAUGGUGAUGCUUUGUGUUUCAUAUCAGCCUGAGGAGAAGACAUGUUUCCAGUUUGCCAUAAAGCUGAUGUACUUUCUACUGAGCACCCUGAGUCUGAUUACCUGUGUUCUGGCAGUGGCUUUUGUUGCACAUCAUCAUUCACAGAUUACACAGUUUACCUGUGAUGCCGUCCUCGACUCUUGCCAGUGCAAACUGGACACUUCAGAUCCCCUCAGUAGGACCUUCGUUUACCAGGAUGUAUCUGAUUGUACCAGUGUCACUAGCACUUUCAAUCUGUAUCUGCUACUGCAGAUGGUUCUUAAUCUGAUCACAGCCAUUGUGUGUUUGUUGGCGUGCUUUGUGAUGUGGAAACACAGAUACCAGGUCUUUUUUGUGGGCGUUCGGUUACACUCAUUAACUGGUACUGAAAUCCAACAACAGAAAGUAUAGGGGGGUGGUUUUGGUUUGUUUUAUAGAGAGUGAAUAACAAAUGUCAGGCUAUUACCACCGUAGAAACUGCAAAUAGAUCAGUGUUUAAAGAUUUUUUGACAAAGACAACCAUUCACACAUUUUUAAUUAAUAUAUUUAUAUUUUUCAGUCAUUUGAAGAGCAAUUUUUAUGGCCGCUAUUGCCAAGGGCCCUUAUGGGAAGAGCUAGAUGUAUCACAAAAAUUCUAAAGAUGUGGCUGUACAAAUAGUCUCCAAAAAGCAUCUUUAAUAGGCAUAGACAAAAGCAGUUUUGAUCAUUACUAGGAUUCCUCUGCUGAGCUAUAUAUGGUAACAAACCAUGGGCCAGAUUCUUGGUUGGUGUCAAUCUGUCUGUUCCAUUGACGUCAAUGGAGCUAUGCUGAUUUACACCAGCUGAGGAUGGAUCUGGUCCAGACUGUUUAAGUGAAAUUAUUCCAGUCAUGCUUAGGGAGUUGUGCUCUUGGAUAUCCCACAUUAUCAUUACUGGGAUUUACUGUAUAUGUGUGAGCAGCGAGGGAAGUUUGAGACCCUUCCAAAUGCAAACUAAGACCAGCAACAAAUGAGAAUCUAUUGCUGGUAACAGUAUAAACUCUAGUCAAGGUUUUCAAAAGGGCCUAAUGAGAUCCCUUAAAUGGGCCUGAUUUUCCAGGAGUGAUGCUCAGCAUUUUCUGAAAAUCAAACCAAUGUAAGGUCCCUCAAGCUGGACACCUAACACUGAAGCUCCCGAAUAGCUAGUGGCUUUUGGAAAGCCUGUAUCAACAUGAUUGUAAUAGCACUGCAUACAAAAAGGAUGUUUACCUAUUACUCCAGUUCUACUUUCCUCCAAAUGCAGCAGGCCAAAUACCUUCUUGACGUACUUCCUGUGAAGACAAUAGAGUUGCACCAGGGAUGGAUUUGUCCCAAAAACUCUGAAAGAUGUAUCACUGCAUAAAUAGAAAGCCCCCCACCACCCCGAGAAGGUAUUGCCAGUGUCCUAAGAACAUAAUCUACGAGUACAAGAGCACAAUGAUUUCCUAAUGAGUGGUGGUGAAGAUAAUCAAUCAUUCAUUGCAAACUGCAUUUAAAUAGUGGUUUGUAUCCCAAAGGUUAAGAUCCAAAAGUGCUUUACAGUUUAUGGGCCUGAUUCUCUACUGAUUUGCUCCUUGUAUAGUCAUUUGCGCCUCUGUAAAGCAGAUACAAAACUUCUGAGAGUGAACAAAGACUUCUGAUUUGGUAGUACUUUGCACAGAUGCACAAAGGGCAAGGGCCAAGGCAGUGGAGAAUCUUGCCCUGCAUAUGUAGAGAUCUCUCAUCCCGACUGAAGUGACUCCACCAUUUGGGUGCAAUAAAGCCAUCAUUGUGUAUCAGCAAAACUGUACAACAGCUUCUGUAGGAAGGGGAGGGAGAAUAACUUAAGAGGUAGCAUUUUCAGAAGUGCCUACAUGACUUAUGUGCUUCAGUCCCAAUGUCAAAAGUGAUUUAGGCUCUUAGGAGCAUAAAUCCCCUUGACUUGCAAUGAGACUUAAGCUUGCUAGGUGCUUAUGUCACUUUUGAAAAUGUGACUAAGGCUCCUAAGUCACAUAGGCUGAGACCUGCAAAGGUAUUUGGACACUUAUCACCCAUUGAAGUCAGUGGGAAUUAGGUGCCUAAAUGCCUUUGGGCAUCUGGCUCUUAACCACUUAUGAAAAAUGUUAACUCCAAAAGUGUAGUUUUUUUGAGACCCGCCUCAACCUGGCCUCCCUUUUCGUGCCCACAAACCUACAGGCACAAGUACUUGGGGGUACAAUUUUGCAUCAGCAUUAACUGUGCAGGUAAACUGGUGCACUCUAAACAGCAAAUCUGACUCCCAAACGGUCUUCAGAUAAAGCUGUGGUAAUGCCAACCUUGGGAAGAAGCCAGAUACAGUGGAAUUCAAUCAAAAUAAUUGAUUCGGGGUCCACCAUCACCACCAUUUGGGGACCGAUCCAUCCCUCCUUGAUGUUAGUGGAAAGUAUCUUAUUGAUGUCAGUGGGAGUUGCUUGAUCCAUACAUCUGAAUAGCCAUUGCAUGUGGCUCCAUGGAAUAUUUAGCAUCCCAAAGGAGAUGCAUAUGUGGAAGUAACCUUUCCUCCUUGCCAGCACAGUCCAGAGACAAAAAAGAGGGCAGGGUUCACCCCUCAAAAUGGGCGGCCCCUGGAGAUCCAGAGGAUGGGGCCCCACAGCAGUCCUGACAGCUCGCUCUCAGGGCUGCUCCGUUCCAGCUGUGGGGUAACAUUUUUCAAAAGGGACUUAGGCACUCAGGAAUCUCAGUCUUGUUCAUUUGGGCACUUUUGAAAAUGCUACCUACAAUUUUUGGUGGGAAAUACAAGCAUUUUACUCCCAUUGUUCAAAAGAUGCCUUUAUCCAGGCUGGUGUCUUACCAAACGUCCAGGGGAUUUUAUUGGCCAGGGAAGAAGUAGUGGCGGUGAGAAUAACUGAAUUAUUUUAGUUUUGUGAAAAGGGUUUUGUUAAACUGUUUUAAAGGGGAUCGCUCAAAGAGUGAGAGCUGCUACCACUAAAGCCAGCACCCUUUGGUAUCUCUAGCACUCUCAGGGGCAAGGCCAAGGACUGAAUAGACAUGGAGACUGACCAACCCUCUCACUUCACACGAGGCUGAGUGGGAAGGAUGGGAAGUUUGAUCUGCUGCUGCCUGUGCUGUAUUUCCACUAUGGCUAAAUGGUCAUUCUCCAGCUCUGUCAGUUUUAAUCCUUUGACCUUCAUCCCAAUCCCUUGUUUUCAUUUUUUGUUCACUGCAAUCUCUUAGGUCCUGCGCCUCCUCCCUUAUGUGAAGGGCGGAGGGGGAGGCGACCUGCUGCAUAGAGGGCUCCAGCCACAAUCCAAUGAUUUAAAUAGGUUGGCACCCUUCAGCACCACUGAAUCCAUCAGAAUGAUGAGGGACAACACACAUUUGCUGUGAAAGAUCUGAGGGUGGCUACAGAAAAUACAAUGAAUGUAUUGGAAAAAAUGCCUGUUCCCUAGAACUCUGUGUAUUCUAAUAGCAGCCCACCUAUAUUUUUAAAAUCCAUAGUAAAAUUCAGUAUGUUAAACAGUGCAUUGCAGCUUAACCCUUUGCUCUAAAAGGGGGGGGGGAACAAUAUUGAUCAUGUAUAUUAUUAAAAUAUUUACUGCUUAAUAGCUAUUUUGAACUAGCAAAUUAUAACUUCUAUCUAUCAUACAUCCAGAACAUAGAGGUCAUACCAGGAAACAGCCACAGGAGCUAUUUUGAACCAGCUGUCUCCUGGCCGUGGUUUUACAAUAUGCAUUUUGUUCCAGACAUGAAAUCCUGAGAACUUUGAUAGAGCAAAAAUAAGAAGUUCUUUAUCUAGAGUCUUCAGAAAGUGGCAGAUCCUGCUCCAGUGAAAGCGAAUAGGAAGCAAAAAUUCACCUGGACUUCAAUGGGGGGAUGAUUGGGACCUAAAGCUCUUGCAAACUAUCAAAGAGGUGUGAAGGAAAAAAAAAAAUCAGUCCUGGUAAUGAAUCCUCUGGAAAAGCCCACUAAAACUGGAUAGUGAUUAAAUCAAUAUGUAUCAGAGGAGUAGCCAUGUUAGUCUGAAUCUGUAAAAAGCAACAGAGUGUCCUGUGGCACCUUUGAGACUGAGUUUGAUCUGCUGCAUAGAGAUCAAAGGUGCCAUAGGACCCUCUGUUGCUUUAAACCAAUAUGAUUGCACAGGAAUUGAGAAAGGUUUAUAUAGUCUACUCUCAAAAUGUAGACCUGAUUCUCAUUUAUACUAUCACCACUUUCCAUUGUUCUGUCAGUAUAAACGGGCCUUAAAGAAUGCAUAAAUUAUGUUUGUGGUUACUUUAUGGCCCCUUUAUACUGUUAAUGGGCCCUUACUGUACAUGAAAAUUUCAUGGAGAAUGAGAUCUUUCUAUAGCCUGUUUCAGACCAUUUUACAGAACUAUAGCAGUGGGGUAUAAUUCUCCAUUGCAUUCUGUUGCCAAACUUAAGAUCUUCAUUUUCUAUUAAAUUCAGCUGGACUUUUCCAUAAGGCUGGGGCCUGGUUCUUUAAUCCCUUAGUCAUGCAAGCAGUCCCCAGAACACAUGUAAGCAGAGAUGUUGCAUGCAUAACAUAUAAAAAAGCAUCAGCUUUGCUCUGGGUUUGAGGUAUUUUGAUGUUGUAUUAUGCAAAUACUGGAGUUAUAAUAAGGACAACAAAAAAGGAACUGAGAUACAUAGCAUAAUACUUAGCAAAAUGUCACAUUCUAAAACUGACCAUGAACCAAGGCAGUGACUGUUUCUUAUAAGCCAUAAAACGCUGAGAUUUGCACAAUCCUCCUCCACUAGUACUAAAAUGAAACUAGACUUUGGAGGAAGGGGAACUGCCACGAUUUGGCUUUACGUGACAGAUGAGGAACAUAGCAGCCGAAACAUACAGACAUUGUAAGCAAGCCCACUAUCUGACUGUGCCUUCACGUGAUCACCAUCUGAGCCUUGCCAGCUCCAUUUAGCUCUGUGAGGGCAGCUUCUUGGAGCUUUGCCUAAAACAGAGAGCUACACAAGAGCUCUGGAAACUGUAGUUAAGUACUAGGACUAACUUUUUCAUCUACUGUGUCUGCUAAAUUGUAUAAUGUUGCCUUGGGGCUUCUAAAAUCAGAAACCAUUAUGUUUGUGUGUUAGAAGCCGCUAUGCAUAUAUUCUAUAUUUAAGCCUGGGAUGUCAGGUCCCCUUGAAAUUUUCAUACACUCCCUCCAUACACCCACACAUGCUUAUGUCUGGAAAAUGUUUUUAGAUAUUAGUAAAGUGUGUGGGUAGGGGGGUAUUCAAGGGAGACACUGAGGAACAACAGUAAUGCGCUAUUUAAGCAUGAAGUUUAAAAACCUCCUUAAGGAGACAGAACACUAUUGCCAGUAUGUACAUUGUGGCUUUCUAUAAUACUUUAUAUAUAUAUAUAUAUAUAUAUAUAUAUAUACAUCUAUGAGAGAGAGAGAGAAAUAUAAUGUGUGGACCAGAUCAUCAAUUAGGGUAAAUCAGCAUAACUCUGGUGAACUCCAGAAUCUGGCCCUGCAUCUUCCUGUAUCAUAAAUCAUGAAAGAACUCCAUGUUUUUACUCUGCUAAUCAAAGAUCUCUGACCAGUUAUAACAGGUUGGAACUGUAUCUUUAGCUAACUUUUGCUGACAUUUUUACAAAGCUGUAUCUGUUACUAACAUGUGCUUACCUUAGCUUGCUACAGGUGCUAUAGUUAUCUGGAAUUAUUAAUUGUGAUGCCUUCUUAUGUCCAGUCUAUAGUUAUUACCAUAGCAUUUUUCCCCCUACAAUACCCAGUGAUCACUAAUGUUUAUCCACUUGUACAAUUCAAAUCUGUAGUUUGAAAGUUCAGUCUAUACAAAUAUAUACAAAUAUAAACAAAGCUUUGUAUUGAUUGGGGGGGGUAUUGGUGUGUGUAAUGUUAUGCCUUUGUCUGAAGAAACAGUUAAAAGAUUCAUUUAAAUGUAUUUUGGGUUGGUUUUAUUUAAAAGGAGAUAUGUAUAAUGCAUAUUUCAUGUGUUAACAUAAUGCUUCCAUAUUCCGUGAAGCUGUCUACAUUUGAGCACAGCUAUUAAAGUGUGCUUAAAGUGACUGACUGUAGAUAGAGUAUGAGCUGAGAUACAUCAAAACUCACAAAUUAGUGUCUACUUCAAAAACUGGAUUCUCAGCUGACAGGAGUUAAUGCUCAUUUGCGCUCCGAUAUUCCUGCCACUGUCUCCAGGUUAGCACAUUGCAUAAAUGUUAGAAGGUUGGGUUGCUAAUGUGCAGACAAAUGGGAACAGAAAGUGAGCUGGGGGAAUAAUCUGCAGAAGGUGACUUGAAUACACACACAUCCUUCAGUCAGAUCUAUUAUGAAUGACAAGCACUGUGCUGACCUCAAGUUACUGGAUGUAUGGAGAAUGACACGGAUUAAGGCAGAGCUCAGCAGCAUUGAGGGCCCUGGUUAUAUUAGAAAUGGAAUAUUUUAGCAAGCCAGUUUUCAUCUGAGCUUCACUCAGUUGUGCAAAGAGAAUCUUCUCUGAAAAAUUCCAAAGUUAAUAGAAUAUGGAUAUAACACAGGAUUUCUCCUUUGCCAAAACUGUACCUAAAAGAAAUCUAUACUGAAUAUUUGCCCUAUACUCAGCUGCUCCUGGUGGAUACAGCUAGAAUGGGCUCAGUAGUGAGCUCUCCCUUAAAGAAGCCUGUCAGUUUGGGAUCCAGUUUUGCCUGGCAUGCAUCUGCAUGGCUCCCAUAGAUUUCACUGGGAGCUUUGAGGGGAAGAGAGUUUCCAUCUCUUCCUUCCUGGUCAUGUAAGUGAUGAUGCUCUGCAGCGUGCUGCAAAUCCUCAUAGAAAAAUAGCCCUGAUUCUAACACAGGGCCGUCGUCAGCCCAUAAAGAUGUGUAUGCAACUCGUGUGGACUUAAAUUGGAGUUACACAUAUGUAUAGAAAGGAUCUCCAGGUGUUUUCUGGCACGUUAUGUUAAAAUCAACAGAAGGCAAAAUUAAAAGGGCAGUGCCAUGUACUUUUUACCCCAGAUUUAGACUGUGUUAAACAAUUGGGGAUGGGGAAGGUUGAAUGGGGGGAAGAGUUACAAAACUUGAUGAGCCUUCAGUGAGCGUUGCAGAUGCUUAACACCUCUUGGGUAUAUGGCCCAAUGAUUGUGUAAGGGCCAGAUCCUCAACUGAUGUGACUCAGUCUAGCUCCAUUGACUUCAACAGAGCAACACCAGUUUACUCCAGCUGAGGAUCUGGCCCUAAUGAAAUGUUUCUAAAAAUGCUGCAAUGAAAAUAUUUUUUUAAAUAAUUUGAACAUUCUGCGCCCCCCGCCCCAGUGAUGUGAAUCCAAAUGCAAGAGCACUGGGCCAGCAUAAAAGAACCAGCAACUGAAACAGACUGGAGAGUGAAACUGUCCGGUCUACUUUCACUGUCCAAGUCUAGUUGUUUUAAAAAAAAAAAAAAAAAAAAGCAACAUACAUGGUAAAAAGAAGAAUUAGUUUUUAAAAUAACUCAUCCAGUUUCAUUUACCUAAAGUGUUACUAAUAGCAGGGGGUCAGGAAUUUUAACAAACUUACACUGGGCCAGAUUCUCAGCUGGGUAACUCUGUGCAGCGCUGGUAAAGCUACACCAGCCGAGGAGCUGGCCGAUCCAUUUUAUUUAGCAAUAUCCUUUGAUAUUUUAACUGAAAUUAAGCUUUAUAAUCUAAUUUUGGUUGUUUGUGUCACAUUCAUAUGAAUUCUAUUUGUUAAGAUAGCUGUUUCCAGAUUUAGGUUCUUGUGUGCAAAAAAUAAAUACAAAAUUAUGACUUCUGAUAGUAAAAAGCUAUGCCUCUGAUUUAAAAAGACUUUUAUCUUUACUGCAUUUCUAAUAAAAUCUUCAUUUGCUCCAA
This is a messenger RNA of Malaclemys terrapin pileata, 8237 nucleotides long. RefSeq names its product sarcospan (gene SSPN). Gene Ontology annotation, cellular component: dystrophin-associated glycoprotein complex; sarcolemma. Lineage: Eukaryota; Metazoa; Chordata; Testudines; Emydidae. The coding region runs from base 125 to 892 and encodes 255 amino acids. The transcript is spliced from 3 exons. The record is from RefSeq and is a predicted model, not a curated record.